CUGAUCGACGGGGGAGGGGGGCGUUCGGUCAGUCAACGUUCCUUUGCUCCCUUUGUCCCAUCUUGGGACCGUUGUCAGUUCCCCGAGCCCGGCGUAGAAGGGAGGGGGGAGAAGGAGGAGGAGGAAUAGGGGAAACCUCUCAGAGUCGCCCAGCUCGGCGUUGGCCUCCUCAUCCUCCUCGGCCCCGCUUCCCUCAGUGCCCGUUAGCAGUGGCCUUCCUGGGCACCUUUUCGAAGAGAUGCGAUUGUGCAACUUCCCACAGCCUGUCGUUGCAGGAUGUGCCUCUCCUGAAGCUGACUGUGAAAUAUGAGUUAUUUUGCCACUGGAUAGAAAUUUGGGCACCAACAGAGAAUCCCUGUUUUCCAGCCUGGCUGGGUCUGGGGGAGUGAGAAUCCUAGUGUCCCCCUUGCUGUGGAAAUCUGGCACUAAAAUAACUGUUCACAAUGGCACAGUUCAAGCGUCAGAAGCAACUGCGAGCCAGUAAUCUUCAGGGAGCUAGGCCAUUCUCAGGAACCCAACCAGCCUCUUUAUUGGGACCUGCACCUGGCCUAUUAAAUCCUCCUGUCUCAGCAGAUAUUAUUCAGGCGGCACGCCAUCUUCAGGGGGGAGAGAAGCAACGUGUUUUUACUGGAAUAGUCACCAGCCUCCACGAUUACUUUGGCGUGGUUGAUGAUGAAGUUUUCUUCCAAUUAAGUGUUGUCAAAGGCCGAAUCCCACAGAUUGGUGAAAAGGUGCUGGUGAAAGCUGUCUACAACCCGAGCCAGUCAGUGCCAUGGAAUGCCUUGAAGGUUCAGACAUUGUCAAAUCAGCCUCUUCUGAAGCCCCCCACCCCUCUGCUGCAUGUGGCUUCUUUGGGGCAGAAGCAAGGCAUCCUGGGAGCCCAACCACAGCUACUGUUUCAGCCUCACCGUAUCCCACCUCUCUUUCCCCAGAAGCCAAUGAGCCUCUUCCAGACAUCUCCAUCACUCCACUUGAGUCAUCUUGGCAGAUACACUGGUCGGGGUCCAAAAGGCAGGCCAGAGUCGGGCAGAUGGGAUGACUUUGAUUCCAAGAAGCGGAAGCAGAAGGGUAAUGAGCCAUGUGCAGUGAAAAAGCCACGACAUGAACCUCCCCAGUACCGGGUCCAGUUGGCCUGCUAUGCUGUGAACAGUCCCUUCUGCGAUGCCAUGGAAAUCUUGAGGCGUUACUGCAGUAUCCAGCUGCCCAAGGAGUUCUAUGAUGUGCGUCUGUGUUGGUUGGACACCUUCCCGCUCACUCAGCCACUGACCCUUCGGCACCCCAGCCGUAUCCAGGUGGCCAAUCCUGCUGAAGAGGUGCCUCAGGUUGAUGAGGACACCAUGCAGGAUACCCAACCAGAAGACAUCAAUCCUGCAUACAGUGCCAAGGUUUUGCUGCUCUCGUCUCCGGGCAUUGAAGAAUUUUAUCGCAAUUGUUUGCUAUAUAUUGAAGAUCCCAGUGACCAGCGGGAGAGUCCUAACCACCCAACAAAGCAAAUUAAGUUCUUGCUGGGAAAGAAAGUGGAUGAAGCAGUGCUGAUUGGAGGGGAGUGGUCCCCAUCUCUGGAUGGUCCUGACCCAGCUGCAAACCCCAUGGUUCUGAUUCGCACAGCCAUUCGUUGCACCAAAGCACAGACUGGUUUGGACUUGAGUGGCUGCACUAAAUGGUUCCAGUUUGCUGAGUUCAGAUACCUUCGCGAGGGAAGCCCAUCUCAUCAGGAGCGGACAAUGGUCUUCCUGCCAGAUAUUUGGAGCUGUAUGCCAUCUCUUGAAGAAUGGGAAGCCUUGUGCAAGCAGAAAGCAGAAAAAGCUCCUCCACCGUCAGAAGAGAAAGCCAAGAUGGAAGAGGAAACUGUACAGACCUCCGAAUCAUGCUCUGAGCAGGAGAUGGAGACCAGCGAACAGGAAGUAGACUCCAGAAAACCUGCCCCUGAGCCAGCUGUUGAGACCCCGGCACCUGAAGCAGAGGCCCCAACUCCUCCCUUGGAGCCUGCCAUUGUUGCCCAUCUGCAGCCAGCACUGCAGGGUGGGCAGCCCAGCUGCACCAACAUCUCUUUUUGCACCCUGCUGGAGUACAGGCGACAGCGGGAGAAACUCUCCUUUGAGGUGGCAGUGGUGGCAGAGUUCUUCCAGGAGAUGCUCCAACGAGAUUUUGGCUAUAAGCUCUACAAGGCAUUACUGGCCUUGCCGGAGAAGGACGAGCCAGUGGAGGCAAAGAACCCCGAGCAGGAGAAAGCAGCCGACUCGGAGAAGGAGGGAGAGAAUGAGCUAAAAGAAGAGCCUCAAGAGAAUCUGGGGGCAGAGGGAGGACCCGAAAAUAGCCAGAAGGAAGCUCAGAAGGAGGCGGCUGGGGAUCCUGAGCAGAAGCCUGCAGGUCAAGACGGAGCCAGUUCAGCGAAGGAGAAGGACAGCAGGAAUGCCAAAGCAGAACUGAAGGAUUCCCCAGAUGAGCUCUGUGAGCUGAGCUUAGAGGAUGACCUGCUGCUGCUGAGAGAGGAGGAGGAGGAGGAGGAUUUUGGUGUCAAGUUGGAAGAUGCUGAAGUGAGAUCAGUUGCAUCAAACCAAUCAGAGAUGGAGUUCUCCUCACUUCACGAUGUGCCCAGAGACCUAGACCCAAGUGCUGUGUUGCCGUUGGAUGCCCUUCUAGCCUUCAUUUACUUUGACUUGAAUUCCUGUGGCUACCUGCACAGGAGGGAUAUGGAAAAGAUCCUUCUCACCUUGGGGCUGCAUCUCUGCAAAGAGCAGGUGAAGCGCCUGGUGAACAGGGUGGUGACGCAGUUCAUGUGCCGUUACCGAAGCCUCCGCUACAGCCGACAGGAAGGGACUGAGCCAGGCCCUGAGGAGGAGGAGCCAUUGGGCAACCUCGCUCUACUGUGCUCAUCAACCUCUGUGACUGAGGGUCCUACCAAGUCUAUUCCACAGACUCCAUCUGGCAACCUUAUUUUGUACAAUGGGGCUGUCCUCAAUGUAGGCAAACUGCUGGAAAAGGCGGAGCAGACAGAAAACAGCCGACUCUAUUUAGAGAACAAAAUCCACAUGCUGGAGCUCAAAUUGGAAGAAACCCAGAUGCGCUUCUCAGCAACAGAGACGUCCAACAAGGCCCUGACAUUGGAGGUGCAAGAGCUGCAGAAGCGCCUCACAGAGAUGGAGGAGCAGUCCAAAGGGAACGAGAGGCAAAAGUCUUAUUUCCAGAGGCUGCUGCAGGAGAAUAAGAAGCGCCUGAUCCCACUGCAGCUGGAAAUCCAGAAAAUAAUUGAGAAGACCAAUAAUUGCUUAGAAAAGAAGGAACCGACACCUACAGCAGUUUCCAGCAACUGACAUUCUCUGGAGAAGCAGCUCAGCAAGGAAGAUCUGUACCCUGGUUUGAUAUUUUUGGGCUGUGGGUUUGUGGUUGGGGUAAGCCUUUGAAACCUUCAACCCUUUUGCUGUCACAUGAAAGGCUGGAGCUGGUGUUCAUCCUAAACCAUCACCACCACUCUCCGGCUUGGGGGUGGGGUGGGGUGAAGACCACUUAGCCUAAACUUGGCUUGAAUUCACAGUUCAUAUGCUGGAGCCGCCAUUAUUGUUUAAUGGAUACCACUUAGGUAGGAGUUUUGAUGGUCUUUUGUGUGAGUGGAGAAGCUACAAUGCAGGUAUUCUAAGGCAGCAGCGGCAAGUAUCAGAAGGGAAAUUCUUUGCCUAAUACUGAACCUGAGGCAGUGGGAAAUGGACAACAGGUGUCAAUCGCACCAGAGGCGUAGGGCAUGGCUAGCCUCUUUGUGCUGCAUGGAGACUUUUUUCUUUUAAGCCCCCUCUCCAUCCCCCCCCCGCUUUUGCUCAAGGAAGUGGCAUUAAAAGGUCCUGUUGGAAGGCUGCAACAUUGGCAGGACUUGAAACCAUCAGACAGAACCAUGCAGUGUCUCUUGACUUUAUGUCCUAUUGCUGGUACUGUGGGUUGGCGUUUGGACCCUUAUACAUUCAUUACAGCAUACUAGCCCUUCUAAGGAAAGUAAUGCCAUUUGAUUCCCUCUAGGCCAGUUUUGAGUCACUCAUUUGCAAGAUGUAACUUUAAAGGCUCAGCAAUCUGCUGUGUUUUUGCCAGCCUUCGAAUGCAAGUGAAGUUCUGCAGUGCAUUUAACUUCCAUUUUGGGGAAGUAGCAGGAGGGCUGUGGUAGGUAGCUGAUUGGGUCCCUGUGGUAGUGAGUAGUGAAGUAGCGGGGAGGGGGUGGCGGUCCAAAGCCAUGGCUGGGCAUGGGCUCUCCUGCAUUAGGUACUGGUUACAUCUACUGUGGCCACCUGUUCCCCCACCCUCAGGUGGUCUGUCUCUUCUGGAUGUGUUGUUUUUAGUCUGUAACAACUUGUAUUCACCUGGCCAGGUUCCCUUUUAUAAAAGUCUCUUCCCCACUUGGAA
Molecule: messenger RNA, 4386 nt
Organism: Rhineura floridana
Lineage: Eukaryota; Metazoa; Chordata; Lepidosauria; Squamata; Rhineuridae
Gene: CCAR2
Product: cell cycle and apoptosis regulator 2
Exons: 22
Coding region: 444-3314 (956 amino acids)
Biological process (GO): RNA splicing; regulation of DNA-templated transcription
Cellular component (GO): DBIRD complex; nucleus
Molecular function (GO): RNA polymerase II complex binding
Source: RefSeq, a predicted model, not a curated record